CGGGGGACAGUGCUGCUGUACAUGUUCCCGGCGUGCGGGCACCACGGAGCGUUUCCUGCACUGGUGCAUGGUGGUCGAACAGGAGGAAUUGUUGGAAAUUUUUCGGAGCAGCUGAAGCAUGCUCUUGGCCCAGAUAAAUCGGGACUCGCAGGGAAUGGCAGAGUUUCACGAUGCAGACGGGCAGCCGGUCACUCUCUGUCUGACAGAGGCUGUGACCGUGGCAGAUGGUGAUCAGAUGGAGAGCAUGGACACAGUGAGCCUGCAGGCUGUCACUCUAGCAGAUGGAUCCACUGCAUACAUCCAACAUGACUCCAAAGCUUCCUUUUCAGACGGACACAUCAUGGACGGCCAGGUGAUCCAGCUGGAAGACGGAUCUGCUGCCUACGUUCAGCAUGUGUCGAUGCCUAAAUCAGGAGGGGACAGUUUACAGCUUGAAGAUGGACAGGCAGUUCAGCUUGAAGAUGGAACAACAGCCUACAUUCACACACCCAAAGAUACAUAUGACCAGAGCGGCCUGCAGGAGGUGCAGCUGGAGGAUGGCAGCACGGCCUACAUCCAGCACACAGUGCACAUGCCCCAGUCCAACACCAUCCUGGCCAUCCAGGCUGACGGUACCAUCGCAGACCUGCAGACUGAAGCCACUGCCAUCGACCCUGAGACUAUCAGCGUGCUUGAACAGUACACCACCAAGGUGGAGAAUAUAGAAAAUCCCUUAGGCUCCUUCAGCAGAGUGGAAGGAGACAAUGGCGUUCACAUGCGGAUUGUGUUACAGGGUCAAGACAACAGGCAAGCAAGGGUCACAAAUGUAGGAGAAAAGUCUUUCCGCUGUGAAUACGAGGGCUGUGGUAAACUCUACACCACUGCCCAUCAUCUCAAGGUACACGAACGCUCCCACACCGGAGACAAACCGUAUGUCUGCGACUAUCCAGGCUGUGGGAAGAAGUUUGCUACAGGGUAUGGACUGAAGAGUCACUCACGCACACACACAGGGGAGAAGCCAUAUAGAUGUCAGGAGAUGAACUGCUGCAAGUCCUUCAAAACCUCCGGUGACCUUCAGAAGCAUACACGGACUCAUACAGGAGAGAAGCCUUUUAAAUGCCCGGUCGAUGGCUGUGGCAGAUCAUUUACCACCUCCAACAUUCGUAAAGUUCACAUCCGAACACAUACCGGUGAGCGGCCGUACUACUGCUCUGAGCCCACUUGUGGACGGUCCUUUGCUAGUGCCACCAACUACAAGAACCAUAUGAGGAUUCACACAGGGGAGAAACCAUACGUGUGCACAGUGCCUGGGUGUGAAAAGCGCUUCACAGAAUACUCCAGCCUUUACAAACAUCAUGUUGUUCAUACGCCCUGCAAACCUUACAACUGCAACCACUGUGGGAAAACCUACAAACAGAUCUCCACACUCGCCAUGCACAAACGCACAGCCCACAAUGACACUGAGCCCAUCGAGGAGGAACAGGAGACGUACUUUGAACCACCAACAGAUGCUAUUGAUGACCCUAACGUGAGUUACUCAGCUACAGUGGUUGAGGCAGAUGACUCCGGCUCAGAGCAGCUUCCAGUGGAGAACUCAGAUAUGGUUGGUCAGCAGCAUAUUGCCUUGGUAACGCAGGAGGACGGGACACAACAGCAGGUCAGUAUCUCUGAAGCGGACUUACAAGCUAUGGGUGGCACAAUCACCAUGGUAACUCAAGAAGGCACAACCAUAACCAUCCCAGCCCAUGAACUGGCAACACAAGGUGCUCACUCGGUUACCAUGGUAACAACAGACGGCUCCGACGAACAGGUGGCCAUCAUGACACCCGACAUGGCCUCGUUCCAAACAGUGGAGGAGGCUGGCUACAGCCAAGAACAAGAUGGAAUUCACCCUGUCACGUUACUGGCCACCUCCAAUGGCACUCACAUUGCGGUGCAGCUCAGUGAUCAGCCUUCGCUGGAAGAAGCCAUCAGAAUAGCAUCAAGAAUACAACAAGGAGAGUCACCAGGCCUGGAUGAUUGAUGGACUCAUUAUGGACUAUGAUUUAGGAUCAAAACCAUCUCA
Molecule: messenger RNA, 2044 nt
Organism: Paralichthys olivaceus (Japanese flounder)
Lineage: Eukaryota; Metazoa; Chordata; Actinopteri; Pleuronectiformes; Paralichthyidae
Gene: znf143b
Product: zinc finger protein 143b
Biological process (GO): regulation of transcription by RNA polymerase II
Cellular component (GO): nucleus
Molecular function (GO): RNA polymerase II cis-regulatory region sequence-specific DNA binding; DNA-binding transcription factor activity, RNA polymerase II-specific
Source: RefSeq, a predicted model, not a curated record